Messenger RNA from Cylicocyclus nassatus, 486 nucleotides. NCBI's taxonomy places the organism in Eukaryota, Metazoa, Nematoda, Chromadorea, Rhabditida, Strongylidae. The record is from the annotation of a GenBank genome assembly.
AUGCUCUUCACAUUAUUGUUCAUUACUUUUACGAAUUACAUUCUGGCAGCCAUCAGCGAUCUCAACUGCACACAUUACGUCGAAAAUGCUUUUAAGUACUCACCAAAAGCUACGAAUUGUGCAAACAAACUUGAUGACAAAUACUGCCAGACUACCUUUCAAGCCCCACCCGAAGUAAACACUGACGCCGAUAGGCAGUCAAAGUGCUACAAGGAUUCGACGGACACUAUAAGUGAAGAAGUGAAGAACUUUGUAAUCAGCGGUUGCCCACGCUCAUGCGCUUAUUGCUGCCUGACUCCAGCAUACAACUGUGAAAAUAAGCAAUACCCUCGCAUUUCUUGUUCUUUGGUAACCGCAGCAAUGUGUAACCACGUUAUAUGGAAGAGUUUACUUGCUGAAGAUUGCCCUAAUGUUUGCGGAUUUUGCGAGGAAGGUGAGUUUCCAAUCCAAUGUUUCGGUAUCUUGCAAUGGUCAUUCUACACAUAA